UCAUGCCAUUGUCGACUCCUUAUUUCUCUUCAAUACUUGCUUGAGCAUUCGCACAACUUCAGCCGCAAUGAUCUCUCGAAUGGCGUACAGUACGCUGCAUCUCUCCCUAAUGGAUCAGUCUGCUGUUCGCGCCUAUAUUCGAAACCUUCUGAUAUUCCCGUUUCCUGACAUGUCUCAAGCUGAAGAUGCCGUCAACACUCUUAGAGAGGGAUUUCAGGCUACAGUGGCACAGCUCCCUUACUUAGCAGGUACCCUUGGUCCUGUCGAUCCCGAAUCUGGAAGGUUGACCCUGAGGUACCCAAAAGAAGUUUCCGAUGUGCAGGAUUCUGGCUUGUUUUCAUUCGACAUGAUUCUAGCGGACAGGCAGUAUACCUACGAGCGACUCAAGAAAGAAGGUAUGCCGCCUAGUGCAUUUCCGGGCACAACAUAUGCACCGCGAAGCCUUCGUGACCACCCGGGAAUGGAGUCGCCUAUCGCUGAAGGGGUACUGUCGUUCAAGGAGUUUUCGGCACCUGUCCUGGGCGUCCACGCUUUCUUCAUUCCCGGGGGACUGGUCCUAAGUAUGUAUUUGCACCACAGUGUAUCGGAUGGCACCGGCAUGAACACUUUCUACAAGCACUUCGCAGAAAAUGUCCGCCUCCGAAGAAACAUGCAGAUGCUGUCCCACCAAGAGAUGAUUGAUCAUUCCAUCCCUAGGUUUGAAGUAGACGAGCGAGCUCCCGUAUUGUCACCCGGCCAAUCGAUUCUCACCGUCCCUUUGUAUAUUGCAGGAAAGUGGGAGUAUGACCAGACGCUUCCCGAAAACACUAAGUGCACAGGAAGACUCUUUGUCGUCCCCGCGGCACGGAUUCGCGCCUAUCGCGAUUCAUUACGCUCUAAAGUCAAUACUCCGACGCCGCUCACUGUGUUCAACGUCCUAGCCUCCCUAGUCUGGAUCCACGUCACGCGGGCACGAGCACCGCACUGGAUGGAUAAGACUUCCCUAACGACCGCCGGGAUCGCCGUUGAUUUGCGGCGUCGCCUGUCUCCGAAAAUGGCGGCGGAAUUCAUGGGCAACAUGGCGUUAUUCACCAAUGCUAUGAUGCCCAAAUCGCAAUUCGUUGCCGAAGUACGAGUCUCGGAUAAGACAAUUAUUCCUGCCGUCGAGUGUGUAAAUGCGUCGAUUUCGGGCGUCGAUAAUGAGUGGGUGAAUCGACAUCUAGCAUUCUUUAAUGCGCAGGAGAAUCUGAGUGAGAUCAAGCUGGCACUGAGGUUUAAAUUUGCUUCUGAUAUGUUUAUUACUUCGUGGAUGAACUUUGGGGCGGAGCAUGAGUGGUGCAUUCCGGGUGCUGCUACGCGGAGCCCAGAAUUCAUUAGGAAGCCGCAUUCGGUAGAAGAUGGGGGGAUCAUUAUCAUGCCAAGGAGAAGGGGUGUGUUCGAUGGAAUCGAGGCCCCGUAUGAAGUCUUAGUUCAGCUUGCAGGGGAUGACAUGGAGAGGUUGUUGAAUGAGGAGGGAGGGUUAGCGACUUGGGCGGAGCAUAUUGUGGAAUAGUGGACAGUGACGUCGAUGCAGAGAAAUGAUUUCCUCGACCAACCAGUAGGCGUCAAGUUAAGUCGGUCAGUUUGGAGUUUUGGAGAAGAACGAAAAUGAACGAUCUGGGUUUGUCUGGGCAUAUGCAUAUGGAUUGCAAGGAUGGAUGGCAUAAAAGCGCGGGUCCGGCAUUUGAUAUCCUGUACAAGUAUCAUGCUUGCUUUCCUUCUACCGUCUUUUCUCAACUCAUCCAUGCCAUUCGGCACGCCAAGCAUAGUUGCUUUUAUGCCAUUCGUGCUCUAUUCUAUCAUCGAUCGAUCGGAG
Messenger RNA from Lindgomyces ingoldianus, 1834 nucleotides. Its product is annotated as trichothecene 3-O-acetyltransferas-like protein. Gene Ontology annotation, biological process: secondary metabolite biosynthetic process. Gene Ontology annotation, molecular function: acyltransferase activity, transferring groups other than amino-acyl groups. The transcript is spliced from 3 exons. Bases 68 to 1531 code for a protein of 487 amino acids. NCBI's taxonomy places the organism in Eukaryota, Fungi, Ascomycota, Dothideomycetes, Pleosporales, Lindgomycetaceae. The record is from RefSeq and is a predicted model, not a curated record.